Molecule: messenger RNA, 1422 nt
Organism: Colletotrichum fioriniae
Lineage: Eukaryota; Fungi; Ascomycota; Sordariomycetes; Glomerellales; Glomerellaceae
Source: RefSeq, a predicted model, not a curated record
AUGGGCGCCGCAGCGCCAAAAAAGGAAGGCGACAUCUCCUCCGUCUUCGUCUCUCUAUCGGGCACCGCCCAUGAAGCACUGCCGGACCGUUUCCGUGUGCUCAAGGAGGACCUCAUCGCGGGUCACGAGGACGCCGUCGUUGCGUCCUGGCCCCGGCUUCUGCAUGCUUUGCGGGAGGAAAACCAAGUCAUCCGGGAAAAGGGACCCGCCAUCAUCCCGAGCGUUGAGUUCAAGGACUUGGAGGGCGAUAUUGAGAGGUUGAAGGGCGAUAUUCGCAAGCGUGGCGCCGCUGUCGUUCGUGGUGUCGUUGAUGAGAAGGAGGCUAGAGGAUACAAAGAGGAGGUUGAGGAAUAUGUCAGGAAGAACCCGUCCACAAAAGACAAUCCCCAAGUCUACGAGCUCUACUGGUCUCACCCGCAACUUAAAGCCCGCUCGCAUCCCAAUAUGCUCAAAGUUCAGUCGACCCUCAUGGGCUCCCUCUGGAACAAGUCCCCCUCGGCCGCCAUCUCUCUGCAGCCUCUAACCUACGCCGACCGCCUUCGCAUCCGCCAGCCCGGUGACGCAACGUUCGCCCUCGGCCCACACAUUGACGGCGGAUCCGUGGAGAGAUGGGAACGCGAAGGGUAUGGCAAGGCCGGGACCUACGAUGCCGUCUUCCGAGGCGAGUGGGAGAAUUACGACCCGUGGGACGUCAGCGCUCGCGUCGAGGCCGUCCAAGACUUGUACAACGGUGCCGGUGCAUGCAGCAUGUUUCGCAUGUUCCAGGGCUGGCUGAGCCUGAGCUCGUGUGGGCCGAGGGAGGGGACCUUGUUAGUGAACCCGCUAGUACAGCUCUCGACCGCCUACUUUCUCCUCCGACCGUACUUCCAACCACGCAAGGAACUCUCUGCGAGUGGCAGCGGGGGCAUCGCGGGAGGAGGGGAAGAGUUCUUGCGAGAGGAGAACUGGGCGUUUACGGGCGGCGAGGCGAUGAGUAGCGAGCUACAAGGAGCGACGCCGGGACACGGACAGGAGCUCAGUGAGGCAUUGCACCCGCAUCUGGAGCUUGACGGCACAAUGGUUCAUAUUCCGCGCAUCAAGCCUGGCGACUUUGUCGUUUGGCACGCGGACCAGAUCCACGCCGUCGACAAGGUCCACCAGGGACAGGGCGACUCGAGUGUUAUGUACAUCCCUGUGUGUCCGGCGACGGAUCUGAAUGUCGGGUACUUGGCGAGGCAGAGGGAGGCGUUUCUUGAAGGGCUGCCAGGGCCGGAUUUCCCCGGCGGAAAGGGGGAAAGCGAGCACGUUGGGAGGCCUGGAGAGGACGCCAUCCAGGGGGUGGAGGCGAGGCGGGCGAUGGGAUUAGAAAAGUUGGUAUGCGCUGGAGAUGGCCAUGGAGAGAGGGAUCUGAUCCACAGGGCGAACAAAGUCCUGGGGGUUUGA